ACACGCAUCUCAGCUGCAAGGAGGUAGUUAAAGCUUAAAGUGGAAGGGAAACGUUCAAAGUAAAGUCCGGCUUAAUGUUAAAGUCACAGGCAGUUCAUAUGGUGUGUUUUAUGUCCUGUAACUUGGAUGCAGAAUAAGCAAGAUAGACGACAGGUAUGAACGUCAAUCGUUAACUUUGAUGAUCAGAUUGUGUAAUGUUUCACGUUCUAGAGGCCCUUCAACCAGAUUAGUUACUCUGUAAUGUCGGAGUGAUUAAACCAUCCCAACAAGCUGUCAAAAAAAGAAAGAACAGAGCGUUAUUAUAGACUAAAAGAAAGAAAGAAAGAGCAUGGGACGUUGUAGGAGUUCACUGACUCGACACUAGAUGGCGGCAGCGCAACAUUAAGGACGCGAUCUGCCGUUGAACCGCGAAGAAGAAGACGAAGAAGAAGAAGAUGGAGUCAGAAGUAGGACGCUGCGUCUAAUCGGGGAACCUGCAGACUGCGGAACAUCAAUAAACCUGAACCUGUUUAGCUGAAGAACAACAGACCGUCUAUCUGUCCUGCACGUCCGCGUAUCACCGACAGCCGGGUUCACCAGGCUCACAGAAGUUCCUCCCUUCUUCCACUCAUCAUGGUGGACUACUACCAGGUUUUAGGAGUACGGAGAGAUUCGUCUGCGGAUGACAUAAAGAAAGCCUACAGAAAGCUGGCGUUGAGGUGGCACCCUGAUAAAAACCCAGAGAACAAGGAGGCGGCCGAGAUAAAGUUCAAGGAGCUGUCAGAGGCCUAUGAAGUCCUGUCAGAUGCCAACAAGAGGACCAUAUAUGAUCGCUAUGGCAAAGAGGGACUGACGAGCAGCAACGGAGGAAGAGGGGGCCAUUUCCACAACGGAGACCAUUUCCACGACCAGUUCACAUUCCGCAACCCAGACGACGUCUUCAGGGAAUUCUUCGGAGGCAGCGACCCGUUUGCAGACUUUUUCGGUACAGAUCCAUUUAGUGAUGAUCCGUUCUUCGGCAGUGGCCGGCGGCACCAAAAUCGGGCGAAUCGCAGCCGGACGGGCAACUCGUUUUUUGGGGGCUUUGUGGGGUUUCCUCCCUUCGGUGCCGGCUUCUCACCUUUUGACCCAGGCUUCGGCUCGUUCGGCUCGAUGGGCCACAUGGGCCACAUGGGUCACAUGGGUCACAUGGGCCACAUGGGUCACAUGGCACCCAUGGCCAGCCUGGGAGGCGGAGGCUUCACCUCGUUUUCCUCCAGCUCCUUCGGGGGAGGAGGUGGAGGAGGAGGCAUGGGCAACUUCCGAUCGGUGUCCACCUCGUCCAAGAUCAUCAACGGCAGGAAGAUCACCACUAAAAGGAUCAUUGAGAACGGUCAGGAACGGGUGGAGGUGGAGGAGGACGGGCAGCUGCGUUCACUAACCAUCAACGGCAAGGAGCAGCUGCUGCGACUGGAACAGAAGUGAAGAAGAAGAAGAAAAAACGGAGAGCGCCCCCUGCUGGAGAAGCGUUACCUCAGCACAAACAGACCAACGAACUGAGCUCAGAAUGAAAGGAGGAGGAAGAAAAGAAAAAAAAAGCAACAAAACAAUGUAAUAAUAGUGCUCUACUGUUUUUUGGAUGUACAUACUUAGGUUUGUGUUUAUUUCUCCCCUCAUGUCCUCUCCCCCCCCCCCCCCCUGCUGACUCUCAUUUGUUAAUUUAGAGGUUUGAAUCCCAGGAUUUGGACGCAGACUUUUCUAUGCAUUGUUGUUAAUGUAUUUCUGAAUUGGAGCUGUCCUUAUGUUUUGGCUCAGGGUGGUGUUAUUGUUUCAGUGUUUGGGACCACAGUAUUGCUCUGAUGUAUAUGACCCAACCCCUCCCCCCACACACACAUUCCUGUAUGCACUCCACUCAGUCGGUGUGACUGAACUGCUUUCAGAAAACGAAGCAUGACUUUUGCUUUUUCAUCUGAAUGGUAAAAAAAAGAUUAUUUUUUUUUUUUCGGUUGAAAUGACUGAACACCCCCCCCCUUCUCCCCUCUCCCCUCUCUGUUUACUGCUUGUCUAACCUCUUCUUAGUAAUAAUUCCUUUUUUAUAAAAAAAUAAAAAAAAUACAAUGCUGGUAGGAUGAGUUAUGCAAUUUUAUAUGUUCUAAUACAAAUGUGUAUUUUUUUUUUUUUGUUUAUUUAAUUCUGCAUGUACACCUGUCGAUGUUGAGUCUUAAUGUUAAAGCUGCAUUAUGAUGCAAAAAUAAUGGAAGGCAUUCUAUAAAUGAUAUAUGGAUAUAGAAGGAAUUUUUGUGUACUUUGUAAACCAAUAAAUCUUUGAGUUUCAUCCUGUUUUCAGGAUGCUGAAAUCUGGCUGAUCUCUGAUCUGUUAGUCUGGAGCGAGCCACGCAAACAAUUCAUGAUCCAACCUUUGAGUGUCAUCGUGGGUAAGGAACAUGUCGGGGCUCACGAUAGAGUUCACUUUGACAGAUCUGUUAGAAAUGCAUCUUGAAUCGACGUUUAAUACACCCAGCAGAACAAUAUUACAAACAUGUUGUAUAGCAAUGAAAUAUUAAUAAAAAGGUGCAGCUGAAGUGCAGUCAGGUUCACUGCUUGCUUCUACGUUUAGUGCUCUAUCUCCACAGAACACAGGGCCGGCACUCCAUCACAUCCUCUAUGAAACAUCGCCUCUGGCCUGCUGAGACACUGAGGAGCAAAACAGUUCUGGAAACUGUUCGGUCUAACCUGUGGGACUCUGAAUCUUGUAUUUGUUUGCAUUAGCUGAUAAUUAUCUAAUUUGAGAGUGUUUAGGGCAGUAGAGAAAUGUCAUACAGAUGUAAAAGCCGGUCGUGAGGUGCUUUGUGUUUGCAGCUUUUGAGUUUGUGUUGUGACUUUUGCAUUUGUUCCACACUACCUUAAACCUUUUUUAAUCUGUGCAUUGUGAAUAGUAAGGAGAUUAAAACUGCUAGAAGACUCUUU
Molecule: messenger RNA, 2925 nt
Organism: Anoplopoma fimbria (sablefish)
Lineage: Eukaryota; Metazoa; Chordata; Actinopteri; Perciformes; Anoplopomatidae
Gene: dnajb6a
Product: DnaJ heat shock protein family (Hsp40) member B6a
Exons: 8
Coding region: 613-1443 (276 amino acids)
Biological process (GO): protein refolding; positive regulation of proteasomal ubiquitin-dependent protein catabolic process
Cellular component (GO): endoplasmic reticulum membrane; cytosol
Molecular function (GO): ATPase activator activity; Hsp70 protein binding
Source: RefSeq, a predicted model, not a curated record